GUGUGUGUGUGUGUGUGUGUGUGUACUCGCAUAGGUCACAUUUAAGGACAUUUUCCUGAGUACACACCAGUUAACUGGGGACCUCUUGGCAAAUGGGGACCAAAAACCACGUCCUCAUUUGUUUAGCUAUACUAUCAUGUUCAGUAUGCUAAAAAACAUCACUGGCCAAAAAAUUUCACGUGUCCCGAAAAAUGACAAAGACCUGAUUUGUGUACCAAAAGUGUGUGUGCCUCCCCCCCAGAGUGUGUAAAACGCAGCGCCCCAACAGGAAUUCAUGUGAACUGCACUUCCUUACUCUACGCACACAUUUUGAUCAGGUGAUCCAAACAAACCAAUGAAAAUCUACUUUUUUGAUGUGGAUGAUCUAAACCAAUGAAAUUUUACUUUUGUACUGGAGGAAGCUUUAGGCUAAUAUUUAGCAUAACGUAAAUAUAUACAGUAUAUUUACACAUUGCUAGCAUGCCCUGGUAAUAUUAUUUCUAUCACGCAGUAAAAGUACAUCAGUAUAUAUAACAGUUUAAUAUAACUGUAGCAUGCCAACCAUAAACAUUCUGAUAAAGUACAAAAAUAAGGAACAGUAUUAGCAAAUUUACCUACGCCGAUUUAUACUUAUUUGUAAUGUUAGCAAUCACUACCAUGUAGUCUUCUUAGCAAACCACAUUCAGAUAAAACAGAAAAUUAAAAGCAACAUAUAGCAAAUAUGACUCUAAUAAUUCCAUGUAACAGGUCACCACGCAUACAUAGUAAGUGUAAGAAAGUAAGAGUAAGAAAAAUAAGGAGCACUAUAUAACAAAUACGACUAUGCUAAUUCCAUACAUCAGGUUGCUAGAACCGCUAACAUGUAGCGUGCUUGGCAAACUACAUUCUGAUAUAUUAUAAAAUAAGGAGCAAUAUAUGGCUAAUAUUAAUAUGCUAAUUCCAUGUAUCAAGCCACUAUAUAUAACGCUAGCAUGUAUUAUGCGUACUAAACAUUCUGAAAGCAAAAUAAAUGUUUAUAAUACUACCUGUUUUAAGUGGAAGUCCUAUAAUUUUAAAUAGUUCUUUCGGCCGUCAUAUAUAUUACAUGUGCAAUAACAAGCGCGGAGGAAUAUUUAUGUCACACUGCGCAGUUAACAAGUGGACUAAGUGGAUUUUGCGGCUAUAAUUUGGAAAGACGUCACUUUCGCGGGGAAACAUCGGAGGAAGGAUUUCGCGCCAACAGAAUGAACUCCAUUAGGAGAAAAAGAUGUCAUCCAUUGCAGGAUGUCAAGUUGCAUAUCAGAUUAAAGUCUGAUAAGGCUGUGAUUGAAGAGCGUUAUAUUAAUGUUUAUAAAGGAAGAGGAGUGUUCAGCACGGUGGACAUUUGCAAAGGAGAUUUUGUAGUAGAAUAUAGGGGUGAACUGUUGUCGGAGAAAGAGAGUUUUGAACGAAAGAAUGGAUAUAGUGAGGCUAAAAGUGUUUUUCUCUAUGAUUUCCAAUGGAAAGGGAAGAACUGGUGUAUAGACGCAUCUCAAGAGGACAAGUCUUUAGGGAGGCUUGUCAAUGAUGAGCACAGGAAUCCAAACUGUCGAAUGAAAGUAGUAGAUGUUGAAGGAAGUCCACAUCUUUGUCUCUUUGCUGUUAGAGACAUUUUGUCAGGAGAAGAGAUUAAUUAUAAUUAUGGAGAUUCAGAUUGGCCUUGGAGAAGACAGGUGGCUGUAUCAUCCCCACCAAAAGAGAAAAGUGUCCAGAAUGACAGCCAGAUACCCCAGUUGGAGUCUGGCUACAUAGAGGCAAUGGAUGACUCGCACGCCAAAAAAAAUAAGUCGCUAAUGGACAAACAAAUGACCCAGGCUAGUGACAGUUUUGGUGAAGUUAUGACUGCGGAGAGAAAACGGAAGACCUCUGUGGUGGCUGUAUCAUCCCCACCAAAAGAGAAAAGUGUCCAGAAUGACAGCCAGAUACCCCAGUUGGAGUCUGGCUACAUAGAGGCAAUGGAUGACUCGCACGCCAAAAAAAAUAAGUCGCUAAUGGACAAACAAAUGACCCAGACUAGUGACAGUUUUGGUGAAGUUAUGACUGCGGAGAGAAAACGGAAGUCCUUUAUGGCACGAUUACAGAAACUGAAAAGGCACCAUAGCAAAUGUCUAGAACACUAUGUGAUGGAAGACAAUGAACGAAGGAGACUUGAAAAAGAACGGACCUUGCUAUUGUGUAAAGUUAGUCAGAUUAAUGAAAAGCUUGAAUCUGGAUCUGGAUUACCUUCUGCCUCUGAUGAAUUUGGUCACCUAUCAGCUGAUCAAGUGGAGGAGACUGUGAUGAACACUUACAGUUCAUCAGAUGUUUCUGAAUACACUGACUAUAGUGAUGUAGACUAUGUGCCAGAUAGCGACGGAAGUCAUUUGAAAUGUAUAUUCUUAUGUCUUGUUUAAUGAAAGAUGCCAAUUUAUACCUGUGUGUAUAUAUGUAUACCUACAUAUGUACAUAUAGGAUGGAAAAAACAAUAAAUAAAAGUUCUUGUUAGUUACAA
Messenger RNA from Brienomyrus brachyistius, 2488 nucleotides. RefSeq lists its product as uncharacterized. The record is from RefSeq and is a predicted model, not a curated record. Bases 1203 to 2390 code for a protein of 395 amino acids. The transcript has 11 exons. NCBI's taxonomy places the organism in Eukaryota, Metazoa, Chordata, Actinopteri, Osteoglossiformes, Mormyridae. Gene Ontology annotation, molecular function: protein binding.